UACAAAUCGUUAUCAAAAAUUGAGUCGGUGGAUGGUUUGCCGGCCGUUUCUUGUCCGUGGGGCAAAGUUACUUGCCCGAGAGUAAAAUGUACUUGUCCCAGACAAGCGGACGGUUUUUUUUUUUAGCCCUGCGCUUGCUAUCAAACUGUCUGGAAUAUAAGUUCAAACGUUCAAAUGUUCAGAUUUUAGUAUUUGUGUAAUGUAUGUGGCAAAACACUUGCACAAACAGCACUUCAGAAUAUAACACAUCCUACGCGUUACUCUGCAUGACUUGUGAUGAGACAAAAGGGAAACAAGGAAACCAGGUCACGUGACAUGUCGUAGAAAGCUCAUCCUAACUAAUCCUGCUCGAAUCUUAGUUCAAAUCCUGGCUCGAAUCCUGGCUCGAAUCCUGGCCCGAAUCCUGGCUUGAAUCCUGGCUCGGAUCCUGGCUCGGAUCCUGGCUCGGAUUUUGACUCGAAGCUUAGGUAUCCUCAGCCUCUAUAACAGUUUGCCGGCGCCGGUUACGUCUGAUAAGAAUCUUACUCAAAGUUUUAAAUACUUCAAAAUGUUAUUCCUUGCUGCAAUAUAACUUUUUUAACAACUAUUUAGAAAAAUUUAGAAAACAUUUCGAUCAACCAGCUUACCUAACCAACGCACCAAAAUGGAUUUAGAUAUCUAAUGAUAUAAGCAAAUAUGAAGUUACUCUUACGUCAGAACAUUUCAAAAAUGGGUCAAAACAAUGGCGGAAACCCGUCAAAUAUUCAGUUUCUUGUUACGUUUACAUUUCCAAUUAGAUCCGCGUCGCAAAGCUUGCGUAGGUUCGACAACACGAACACUGCUUACUCCAAAAAAACUGUUAUUGAGGUAUAUAUAUGGUAGCUCCUAUGGGAAUUACACACAUGCACAUCAUCAAAACAACUAGUAGAUAUCCAUGGCGUCUCCUAAACAUUUCAGAACUGGAGAAGAAAUAUUAACUUUAAAUAUUAAAUUCCGCAAAUAGAUAAAAGAGAUUAAUUUCUAGAGUAGUUUUCCUAAUAUUUCCUUUCGAGUCCAAAGAAAUAUGAAAGCAAGAUGUCUAGAUAUUUAGGCAAGACAGGAAGAAGUUCCUUAAUUAAGAAUCUCUAACUGUUUCAAGCUGUGAAUUACAUUAGAUUCUUCAGAAAUUAUGGCUUUUCAUCUCACCAUCAUUAUAUGCGCAUGUAUAUACGGCCGAUGAGGAAUUGAACGUAAAUUACGCCGACUUGUUUGUCACCCGGGGCAACAGGAAAGGGAAGUUGAAAGCACGUAAAUAUGAUCAAAAUCACCUGCUGGGCUAGUUCAUAUUUUCCUAUUAUUCAGCAGGUUUCCAAAUAUGAGAAAAAGAUAUUACGGGAGGCAUAAAAUUAGGUGGUCGCAGAAGCCGCUAUUUCAGUUCGGUGCAGAAACGUUUUGUAGAGAAUAUGCUGUUUCAAAGUUCAGACAGCUGUGAAAGUAGCUUCAGAUAGUUUUACGGCUACGUGAUGGCGACCGUCGCAACAGAAAACUUUGCUGAGUGUUCGCCAACUAACAGUUCUCGAAUACACGGUCAUUUGAUAUUUCUCUCAGCUUCAAACAUUUUUCUGUCCCUUACUGCAUUUCUAGGGAAUACUCUGAUCCUAACUGCUCUUCGUGGAGAGUCGUCCCUUCAUCCGCCAACCAAACUCUUGUUUCGUAGCCUUGCGACGACUGAUCUCUGUGUUGGUCUUGUUACGGAGCCUCUCGACGUCUCCGCCUGGAUGUCUAUGAUGAAUAAACGAUGGAAUGUUUGCCGCUACUCAUCAGACGCAACGUUUAUAGCAGGCUCUGUUUUGUGUGGAGUGUCCCUGUUGUCGGUGACCGCAGUAAGCGUGGACAGACUCCUUGCCCUUUCAUUGGGUCUGAGAUACAGACAAGUUGUAGCUUUAAAGCGAACAUAUCUAGUUGUAAUUACCUUCUGGGUUGUCUCCAUUUUCUAUGCAACAUCGUGGUUUUGGAAUAGACUGAUAUUCACAUGGCUCAAAACCAUUGUUAUCUUACUAUGCCUCACAGCGUCAAUAGUCUCUUACACAAAGAUCUUCUUUUGCCUUCGUCAUCAGCAAACACAAAUACAAGGCCAUGUUCCUCAAGAGCAACAACGAAAUGCAAUUCCUCUGAACAUUUUGCGAUACAAGAAAGCGGUAUCCAGUGCAAUAUGGGUGCAGCUGACUCUAGUUGCGUGUUAUUUACCGUAUGGCAUUGUUAGUAUUCUUUACUCAAAGAGUCAAAUAUCUUCAUCUUCGUUUGUCGCUAGCCAAUAUGCAGCUACUUUAAUUUACCUAAACUCGUCAUUAAACCCAAUUCUUUAUUGUUGGAAGAUAAGAGAGGUGAGACAAGCUGUGAAGGACACAAUUCGACAGUUUUUAUUGUUGUUCAUCAAGCUAUGAAACUAUGGUUUUACCACUUAGCUUUGGGCUUUAACUUUGAUGUCAUUAAGUAGUCUUGAAUCGAGGGUUCUUACUUGAUUGCAAUGUUAAAUAAGGAGAUAAAAACCUGCAUGUAAUUAAAUGAGCUUAGGUAAAGAGUCGAGGAGAAUUAUAAAGAUAGUCACAAUUUUAUACAGAUUGCAUUCCCCCAUCAGUGGUUUUAAAGAACUAAAAAAAAGUGGAAAAAGCUGUUUAAAAAGCCAGAUAAGAUAUACGAUUACAUGAAAUACGAAUACCCUUGUACAAGAAUUAAAAUGCAUAAUAUUGUAUUCUUCUUUCACUUGGUCACUUCCAUUUUAAGGCAAUGUUUCAGUGAAAACAUCCUGGUUGGUGCGACGAAGUACAUCGCAGAAGUGAAAAAACAAAUUAUGCCGAUCUGACAUCAUUUCUGAAACAGUGUCUGACAGGUUUUAGUCAGGUUAUAAGGUGUAAAACAGAAAUUGUGCCUUACAUCUGUCUAUUAUGUCAAAUUAUAGCUCAAUACUAAAAUAAACUGAGGGUAAACCCGUUAGUGCUUUACUUUCGAUUAUUUUGGGGACCAAGGUAUACAGAGUAAUGAAUUCGGAGAAAACGAAAAGCAACUGCUAACGAAUACAUUAACCCUACUGGAAAGGGCAGUGGAUUAUAUUCGAUUGCGAAAGUAUCGCACCAGUCAAGUGAAGUGACUUAAAAAUGACGAGCAGCGUGUAAAUAUUUAUACCGUACCUUCUGGGCUUGCUUUCUGUCAAUGUUACAUUUUUCCUUCAGAGCAAUUUAUUCCAAAUAAGGAAAUCGUUACCAAGCGUAAUGUCCUCAAAAGAAAUACUGAGGAAUUUGGCAGCGGUAGCUAUCCCAGCAUGCUCCUAGGACUUUCCCUUCUUUCGCUUUUAGGCUUAAACGGAUUGUGAGUAAGGCAUUGAUUUAGAAUAGCAUGUGAA
Orbicella faveolata is the source of this 3358-nucleotide messenger RNA. RefSeq names its product adenosine receptor A3-like. Gene Ontology annotation, cellular component: plasma membrane. NCBI's taxonomy places the organism in Eukaryota, Metazoa, Cnidaria, Anthozoa, Scleractinia, Merulinidae. Gene Ontology annotation, biological process: G protein-coupled receptor signaling pathway. The record is from RefSeq and is a predicted model, not a curated record. Gene Ontology annotation, molecular function: G protein-coupled receptor activity.